Hyposmocoma kahamanoa is the source of this 2153-nucleotide messenger RNA. RefSeq names its product carbonic anhydrase-related protein 10 (gene CARPB). Gene Ontology annotation, molecular function: carbonate dehydratase activity; zinc ion binding. The transcript has 11 exons. The coding region runs from base 361 to 1326 and encodes 321 amino acids. The record is from RefSeq and is a predicted model, not a curated record. Lineage: Eukaryota; Metazoa; Arthropoda; Insecta; Lepidoptera; Cosmopterigidae.
CCUCGUCACAACUUUCCGAUAACUUUCGUAAUUUAAUACGUACCGCAGAUUUCAGACAAAUUUCGUUAAUUUUUUGAAAGAAGAACUAAAUCCAUUUGUACGCAGUUUAUUGACAAUUAAGAGUUUUUUUAAUGAUGUUUUAGAAUUGUGUAAGAAGAGUUUGAAACUGACUUCAUGUAUAGAAGAUUAGAAGAGUAAAAGGAUGAAGCUUACCAGAAUACCUUUCUACUUGAAAAAAAUCGUCUUAUAGACCUUCACUGAUAUAUAAAAUGAAAAAGUUAAAAGGCAAGAAAUGUGCAUGGGUUAGGGUUGUGUAAACAAUUUCCAAUGCCGGACCCGAAAGAAAGCGUGUGGUAGACAAUGCAGAGCCUCCUCGGUGCGGCUACUACGUUGGCGAUACUACAGAUACUACUGUCAAUAACUGCCGUCGGCGGCGUCAGCUGGGAGGAAUGGUGGACCUACGACGGGAUCUCAGGUCCUGCUUUCUGGGGCUUGAUCAACCCGGAAUGGUCGCUGUGCAACAAAGGUCGGCGGCAAUCGCCGGUCAACCUCGAACCAGAGAAGCUGCUCUUCGACCCCAAUCUACGCUUUUUACACAUAGAUAAACAUAGGAUAAACGGUUUAAUAAGCAAUACGGGACACUCUGUGAUCUUCACUGUGGAAAACGAAACUCGACACCACAUCAACAUCACCGGAGGUCCCCUCUCAUAUAAAUACCAGUUCCAUGAAAUCCACAUACAUUACGGACUACAUGACCAGUUUGGAUCGGAGCAUGCUGUCAAUGGAUAUUCUUUUCCAGCUGAAAUUCAAAUAUUUGGUUUCAACUCACAGCUUUAUUCGAACUUCUCGGAGGCGCUACAUAAAGCUCAAGGAAUUGUUUCCAUUUCCCUAUUGUUACAGCUUGGGGAUCUAUCAAAUCCGGAGUUAAGGAUAUUGACAGAAGAAUUAGAAAAUAUUAAAUACGGAGGAGCAGAAAUGCCAGUAAACAAAUUAUCGGUCCGAGGUCUGCUGCCUGAUACGGAAUACUAUAUGACGUACGACGGGUCCACAACGGCGCCAGCCUGCUUCGAAACCGUCACGUGGGUCAUCAUUAACAAACCCAUUUACAUCACUAAACAGCAGUUACACGCGUUGCGGCGUCUGAUGCAAGGUGAUUCGCGACAUCCCAAAGCGCCCCUCGGCAACAACUUCAGACCGCCACAACCGCUGCAUCACCGCGCAGUGCGAACCAACAUCGACUUUGACUUAAGCAAGUACCCUGGAAAAACUUGCCCAAGUAUGCAUCGGAAUAUGCAUUAUAAAGCCAAGAGCUGGACACAAUAUUGAAGAUUGAAUUAUGAAAUGGUAGGCAUUCAUGUAAAUUUAAACUUAGUGGCUAUGUAGGAAAAUGUAUGAUUGAUAUAGAAAUAUUAAAAAUUGUAAAUAAUACUUCUUGUACAGUCCCGUUGAUAUAUCUUGCUUAUUAUAAAUGAAGCUAAAAUGUGUAUUUUUAAAUAGUUAAGUAAUUACUGAAGUGUAAGAAGUACAGUAAAUGUAAUAUUAUAAUUAGACUUCCUGUAGGCAAUUAUUGUUAUUAUUUAAUUCGUAACUAUUUGUAUUUUAUAACGGCCUCUUAAGGUAGGUUUACAUACAUAAAUAUUUUCGGAUAGAUUGUUACCAUAUUAUUCUCGCUGUCAAUACAUAGGUACCUUAAUGAGUAGUAUAUAGUAUUCGCGAGUAUAUCAUAAAAUAAACGGUUUUGUAUCCUGUGUAACAGUAGAUUCUAUAAGAUAAUGUUCUCGUAUAUAUCGUUUUUUGUUUAUUGUGUUUUCUUUAGAGAAACGUAUUGUGGAACGUUAUUUUUUCAGACGAAAGGAGUCGGUAGUGUGAUCUAUUAGACAUGUUUACUCGUGUAGGCUCAGUUAUGACAUUGUUAGUUCAAUUAAAUGAGACAUAAUCAUAUCAAGUUAAACAUAUUAUUAUGUAUGUGUAUGACGUUGGUUAAGAGAACCUUUCGCCUGUUCUUAACCUUAACGCUGUAAGACAUGUAUAGCUUUAAUAUCUUAGAAGAAAUCCUUGCAUAGCAACGUUAAAGAAAUCCUCGAUAACAAAUAGGAUAUCUCAGCUUUCUUGUAAGGUCCGUUAUUAAUAAAUUAUUAUUUGAAUAAAUAUCU